This is a messenger RNA of Pieris macdunnoughi, 4767 nucleotides long. Lineage: Eukaryota; Metazoa; Arthropoda; Insecta; Lepidoptera; Pieridae. The record is from the annotation of a GenBank genome assembly.
AUGGCGCGGUGGAGCGCGCUGAACCAGCAAUGGACGAUUUGGUUUCUCGUUUUCCUUCUGCAUGGAGUCCUUUCUACACCUGGUCCAUGUGAAGUCGAGACGGGUCAAUCCAGCAUCAUAGUAGAUAUUGAGGAAAGCAGAGGAGACCAAGUCAACCAAAGCACAGUACCAGCCACUCUGCCAAUAGUCGGCGAGCCUGAUGUAGACAUAUUGUUGUCUACCGUCUUCCCCAAGGGACCCACACUGUUCCAGCUUGAUGGGAAGAGACUGCAACUUCUUCAACCACUAGAUAGGGAUGCAGAUAAUCUAUCGCAUAUGGUAUUCCAGCUUGUUUGUCAAGUGAAAUCAACGAAAAAGCGACGCACCAUACCAGUUAUAGUACGAGUUUCGGAUAUAAACGACAAUGCACCAGCUUUCCAGGGAACACCGUAUGAGACUAGUGUCUCUGAGCUCGUACCGUUGGGUACUACAAUAUUCGAUAAAAUUAGAGCAGUCGAUAUCGAUGCUGGUGUGAAUGGGUUAUCAGAAUAUUUCAUAGUACCAGGGGAUAAUAAAACAGUGGAGGCAGCUAAUGCGGUUGACGGAUAUGGCUAUUUUGCGAUACCAAUACCUCAUCAGGGCCAGGUCACAGUCAAUAGGAGCUUGGACUACGAGCGAACUCAGAAGUAUCUAGUCACUAUUGUUGCUUCUGAUCGUGCCCGUGACACCAAGCGGCGUAUGUCAAGUACGACCACAAUGACCGUGAACGUUGAAGAUGACGAUGACCAAGACCCUUCCUUCAUAUACAAAGGCUGCUCCCCACACGAGGGCGCUUGCAUCAAUCCUGAAUAUUCUAGCUAUGUUAACAGCGGUGUGCUCGCUGGAAUCCUUACAAUAGAACCAGAAAAGGUCCAAGCUGUUGAUAUGGACACAUUGAAUGCCAGAAUAAAAUAUAGUAUCGAGAGUGGACAGCCAGAUACAUGGAGUACAUACUUUGAAAUUGAUGAGAACUCUGGUGCUGUGAGGCAGAUAUUACCAGUUGAUACUGGCAUUGCUAAGAAGUUCCAACUGGUUAUUAAGGCGGAAGAAAUAUCUGAAGCAAAACGAUUCACAACCGCAAAGUUAACGAUAACCGUUCGUCCGGUUGACGCUAGCCCACCCGUGGUAUCUGCGACGUCUGAUGAAGGAAGGGUAGAAGAAAACUCUCCUAAGGGAACCAAGAUUUUGGGUUCAGACGACCAAAAUAUUCGCUUCAGUGUUUCAGAUCCAGACCUGGGCCCUGGUGAUCCAAUACCUAAAUACACAUUCGAGUUGACUAAUAACUUCUUCGAUAUAGACAAGGAUGGAUACCUCACAGUCAAUGAUGACCACUUGGAUAGGGAUCCGCCAAACUUAGGACAUUAUAGAUUCCAGAUCGUAGCUCGCGAAGUGAAUGGAGGUGCAGCAUCAGCUCCAUACUCGGUGCUGGUCUAUCUCCUGGACCAGAACGACAACGCGCCUGUCAUACCUAAGACACAGCCCAUCAAUGUGCCUGCUAGCUUGGAGCCAGCUCCGAUUUAUAAGGUGGAAGCGACGGACAUAGAUGAGGGUGAGAACGCGCGUAUAUCUUACAGUAUUUAUCACGUAUCUAACAACGGCGGUAACAAGUUCACUAUCGACCCUAGCACCGGAGUUAUUUCCAGUACCGGUCGUCUUCAAGCCGGAGAACAAUACAGUGUAACAGUCAGAGCGACUGAUUCAAAAGGACUCAGUUCGCAAGGAAUUGUCGAACUGAUGGUUGCUCCAGGACCAAAUACAAGACCACCUCAGUUCUCGUCUAGAGAUUAUUACGCGCCCGUGUCCGAAGGAGCGGCUAUUAACUCCACAGUUACCACUGUUACGGCGAAGGAUCCAGAAAACGAGCCCGUAACGUACUCCAUAGUUUCCGGUAAUGAUCUACGUCAGUUUUCGAUCGGCGCGAACACCGGUAUUAUCACUGUUAUACGUAGAUUGGACCGGGAAGUCCUCACUCGGUAUCAGCUGAUGGUAAGAGCAGAAGACCCUGGCAAACUCUCGACCACAGCAACUGUUAACAUUAAAGUGACAGAUAUCAAUGAUAACAAUCCUAAAUUUGACGAGGACUCAUACACGUUUCACGUUAAAGAAGGUCUUUUGAGCGAACAAGUGGGUUACGUACACGCAACGGAUAUAGACGAAGGAGUGAAUGCAAUAGUCAGCUACAAUAUCCCCUCAAAUCUACCAUUUUCGAUCGACAACGCGUCCGGUCUUAUCACCACUAACACAGAACUCGAUUAUGAAGAAACCAAGGAGUAUGCUUUCGUCGUAACUGCAACAGAUGGCGCUAUAGACAAACGUUUAGGCACCGCAUCAGUCACCGUAUUAGUCGAUGACGUGUCAGACGAGCCUCCAGUCUUCUCUCAAUCUCUAUAUUCAGUCCAUGUACCGGAAAAUGCACCUAAUUACCCUGUCGUUAAGGUUCAUGCUGAUGACCCUGACACGACACCAGAGAUAACAUACACGAUCCUAAAAGGUGACACAGAUUCCUUCUCCAUAGAACGUAAGAGUGGUAUGAUUCGCACCGUCAAGCCUUUGGACCGGGAAAUGAUAGCGAGACACGAACUCACUAUUGGCACUGAAGAAAACAAUGGCCAGGGCAAAGGGGCCACUACUACUGUGGAAAUUGUUGUUGACGACAAAAACGACAAUACUCCAGUAUUUACGUCAGCCAUACGUCCUGUUACAAUUGAAGAUACUGCGUCCAUCGGCUCAUUAGUAGAAACUGUAGUAGCAUUAGACGCUGAUUCUACUCCACCCAAUAACAGGAUAAGAUACGCGUUAGUAGGACGCGGAAAAGCAUCCAUAUAUUUCCACGUGGAACCUGACACUGGUGCUAUAAGGCUGAGGGAUGAUUUGAGAAAGGAAACUGAUAGUGAAUAUACUGUGGAAGUGCAAGCGUACGACGAAGGAGACCCGGUACUGUCGUCAGUCACAAGCCUUACUGUUUACGUCAGUCAUUCCGCUACUGUGCCGCCAGAUGUAAGACUAGGUUUUGCUGACACGACAUACACUGAACACGUUGCUGAGAAUUCGCUUAACGGUACCCUUAUUCGAACUUUGCCGAUUUGGAACAAAAACAAACACUCCAGAGACACACCACUGAAAUGCCUUUUAACAAACUCUUCAGAAAAAGGCGUAUUCUACGUGAAACUAAAUGAAGAUAGAGAUUGUGCUAUCUAUCUCAACUCGUCCAUAGAUUAUGAAACUCUUACCGAAUACUCACUGGAAGUCCAAUUAGAAUCCAUACAAGGGCAUAUAAACCCAGAGAGUAGUAAGGCAACCAUCAACGUGCACGUUAAGGACGUAAAUGACAACGCACCCGUGUUCGUAUUCAACGAACAAUCGAAUAUUGCAGCGGCAAAGGGAAAGUACUUCGCCAUUGCUACUAAGGAUAUGCCUUUGGAUACGAAUAUACUACAAGUUCAGGCGAAAGACAAAGACAGUGGAGAUUAUGGCAAAGUGGAAUACCGCAAGAACGGCUGGACGAAGGUUGCGGAAGAGUAUUUCUCUCUAAACGCUGAAACGGGAGUUAUUUCCAAUACCAAAACAUUUGACAAUGUCCCCAAAGAAGUGUUACCAUUCAAGUUCAAUGUCAUGGCGAGAGACAAUCCCAAGUCUGAUAAUUAUAAGACGGCCAGGGCUUCUGUUGUGAUAAACUUAUUACAAAAAGACAACCAGUUAAUCAUGGAAGUGUCAGAUUUGAACCUUAGGUCAUUGACAACGCUUAAAGCGCGUAGUCUGUUAGCGGAAAUAGAAGAGAAGAGUGGACUAUAUGCUGGAUUGGAGAAACUGACUCCAAAACUGUAUUUGGGAGAGAACGGCACUCUUGAAGAAGAUAACAACGGAACAGCAGUUUGGCUUUACUUGUUAGAUCCCAUUAGUGGGCAGAUUUUAGCAAGAGAGUCUCAGCCGGUUAAAAAAGCCAUAACUUCUGGAAUAAGGGUCCAAGCUCCUCUAGUCCCAGCGGAGCCUCCUCGACGUACGCACAUAGCAGCCGCCCCUCUGACCACUGCCCUUCCAGCUGCACUUUUGGCUCUCGCGGCUCUUGUCCUGGUCGCUGCUACUGCUGCUACAGUCUAUAUAUGCGCAUCGUGGAACAGAUACAAGAAACACAAAGAGCAAGCCCUUCAACAGCAGUACAGUACUAUGAGUUUAAGUAUGCCCCCUCCUAGGCCAGCCUCGGGAUAUGAAUCCAGUGAAGAUGAACCGGCACCUCGAUACGAAACUCAGGUUUUAAACAUGGCUGUAGAUGACGCAGAUCUGCAAUUGGACUUCAGUCCAAACAACCACGCGUUUAAUAUUCACAACGUUCAGUACUUAUCUAAAGAUAACGGCGAAAGAAGCCCCACAUUAUCCGAAACAGCGACCACAGCUCGGGCGUCUAGUGUUAAUGAAAAUGGCGGAACACUUAACAACAUGACUAAUUUUGAUAACAACGCAAUCCGCAAUACUCAGACCCUUAAUAGGCGGUCACACAACAGCCACCCCUUAAACAAUGCGAUUGGCACUCUGCCAAGGGCCAACAAUAACAACCACGGAUUGUUAGCAACCACUUUGGGAAGGAAAAUAAAUGGGAACAAUCAUAAAAAGAAAACAUCCCCGAUUAUGGCGUAUGAUGAAAUACCAGGAUUACAAAGAGCCACAGAUAAUGACAACGUAACGUUCGGUAAAAGAAACUUCAACGGGUUCUCGUACGACCAAUCCCCGGUCGAAACUACCACAGAACUAUGA